AUGGAAAAAUCACCAGAAAUGGAGCACCCUGUAAAGGCUUUUGGAUGGGCUGCCAAAGACACAACUGGGAUUCUUUCUCCCUUCAAGUUCUCAAGAAGGUCAACUGGUGAGCACGAUGUGCAGUUAAAAGUGUUGUAUUGUGGGAUUUGUCAUUCGGAUCUUCACAAUGCCAAGAACGACUGGGGAUUCACACAAUACCCAGUUGUGCCCGGGCACGAGAUUGUCGGGGUGGUAACAGAGAUUGGUAACAAGGUCGAGAAAUUCAAGGUUGGAGACAAAGUAGGCGUUGGAUGCUUGGUCGGAUCAUGUAGGGAAUGUAAUUCAUGUAACAAAGAUCUUGAAAAUUAUUGUCCUAAACAGGUACUCACCUAUGGCGCAAAGGACACCGACGGCACCUUCACGUACGGUGGUUUCUCUGAUAUUAUGGUGGUUAAUGAGCACUUUGUUAUUCGCUGGCCAGAAAACUUGCCCUUGGAUGCUGGAGCUCCGCUCAUGUGCGCCGGGAUUACAACUUAUAGCCCGCUCAGGCACUACGGGCUCGACAAGCCUGGAUUGCAUAUCGGCAUAGUCGGGCUUGGGGGACUCGGCCAUGUGGGGGUGAAGUUCGCCAAAGCAUUUGGGGCUGAAGUUACAGUUAUUAGCACAUCUAUCAAUAAGAAGAAGGAAGCAAUUGAAAAGUUAGGUGCAGACUCGUUCUUGGUUAGCCGAAAUGAAGAGGAAAUGAGAGGUGCAGCUGGAACAUUAGAUGGGAUCAUUGAUACUGUUUCUGCCGUUCACUCCCUUUCGCCAUUAUUGAGUUUGUUGAAGACUGAUGGAAAGCUGAUCAUGGUUGGUGCACCGGCCAAGCCACUGGAGGUUCCGAUUUUCCCCCUUCUAUCAGGGCGGAAGGUGGUGGCUGGCAGCAUGAUUGGAGGACUGAAAGAGACACAGGAGAUGAUUGAUUUUGCAGCCAAACACAACGUAUUGCCGGACGUGGAGAUCAUCCCGAUGGAUUACGUCAACACUGCGAUGGAACGAUUACUCAAAUCCGAUGUCAAAUAUCGAUUCGUGAUUGACGUCAAGAAAACAUUGAGAGCCGAAUAA
This is a messenger RNA of Fraxinus pennsylvanica, 1083 nucleotides long. The record is from the annotation of a GenBank genome assembly. NCBI's taxonomy places the organism in Eukaryota, Viridiplantae, Streptophyta, Magnoliopsida, Lamiales, Oleaceae.